This is a messenger RNA of Suillus clintonianus, 2813 nucleotides long. RefSeq names its product ribonuclease H-like domain-containing protein. The record is from RefSeq and is a predicted model, not a curated record. Gene Ontology annotation, cellular component: nuclear exosome (RNase complex); nucleolus. Gene Ontology annotation, molecular function: nucleotide binding; 3'-5'-RNA exonuclease activity; nucleic acid binding. Gene Ontology annotation, biological process: poly(A)-dependent snoRNA 3'-end processing; histone mRNA catabolic process; nuclear polyadenylation-dependent snoRNA catabolic process. The transcript is spliced from 9 exons. Lineage: Eukaryota; Fungi; Basidiomycota; Agaricomycetes; Boletales; Suillaceae. The coding region runs from base 67 to 2718 and encodes 883 amino acids.
CAAAUCUUUCUCCAACGCGCAGCUGCCAGGUACGCGACACUGAAACAGAUUUCGGUGCUGUAACACAUGGCAAGCACGAACACCGUGGCUGGGCCAUCUACCUCUAUGAUCUUGCCUAACACGUUUUCUGAUUACGCGACCUCCGUGCAAUCGGCUGCACUGGCUACAACUGGUCUUGCUGCUACUACACUACCACAAGACAUAGAAUUCCAUCGUUCUAUACAUGUGUCAUUUGCUGCAGAGCUUGACUCGCUUUCCACACGAGUCCUCCGGCUUACCAACCGGCUUGUGCGACUUGCAGGCACUGUGGGUAGCGGUACUACGGGGCGUGGCACACUGGAUGACGAGGAGGACGUCUUGGAUGGUUUCAAAUCUCUGAUCGUUGACCCGGUGGAUAGACUUCUCGAAAGGACGGACAUGUGUUUAGAUGAUUAUUUGGGGCGUAAGAAAGAGCCUGCUAUCGCUGUUCCCGCUCUACCGAAUCAGAGUAACAAUUCAUCAAAGAAAACCCCAGCCCAGAGAGGACGCCUCGACCCUGCGCUUCAGCAUGCUUCUCAUUUACCAAAGCCUCAACUGCUGUUCAAUACAAAAGUGGACAACCAUAAUGAUUCGCCGUACAUCCCGGCCCGUACUCUUGAACACAAGUGGUGUGCCCGUGUCCCGCUUGGAUACAUAUUCCAUGACCAAGACGAGAGUGGGAGCAUGGACGAGGAAGAAAAACAAAAGCUAUCGGCGCACCCCUACUAUUAUGAGCUCACCCAUCCAGCGUUCCCUACACAUCUCUUCCAUCCGACCCCUAUCACCAUUCUACCUGCUUCUCUCACAGGGACCGACGUCUCGAAGCACACAUACGUCUCGACUCCAUCUGCUCUCUCGGCGAUGGCUACAAAACUCAAAGCAGCAAAAGAAAUUGCUGUUGACCUUGAACACCACUCAUACCGUACAUACAGAGGGUUUCUUUGCUUGAUGCAAAUCAGCACACGUGAGGAGGAUUUCAUAAUCGACUUACUGGUACCAAGUGUGCGGGAUUCAAUAAGCAACGCACUUGGUGAAAUUUUUGCAGAUCCAGAGAUUGUCAAGGUCUUCCAUGGCGCAGAGAGUGAUAUUGUGUGGCUUCAACAAGACUUCAAUGUUUUUGUAGUUGGACUGUUCGACACAUAUCAUGCCUCAAAGGCGCUAGACUUUCAGAAGCAUGGCCUUGCAAAUUUACUAGAGGCAUUCUGCGACUUCAUACCUGAUAAGCGGUAUCAGCUUGCCGAUUGGCGCAUUCGUCCAUUGCCAGAGGAGAUGCUCACGUAUGCACGCUCUGAUACUCACUUCCUGCUAUAUAUCUAUGAUCGACUUCGACUCUCCCUUAUCGAGCGUGCGCAGACGAUGACUGCUCCAGAAGCAUCUCUGUCGACCACAAUAUCUACUAUAAUCAAGGGCAGCAUAUCUGACAAGCCGGCGCACGUGCUACUGAACGACGUGUUGGCGCGUUCGACUCGCACGGCAUUAAGGUUAUAUGACCGCGAGGCAUACGAUGCAGAGCUCGGCGUUGGUACAGGUGGUUGGGAUACACUUGCGCGGAAAUGGAACAAGAGUGCAUUGGCCAACAGUGCUAGCGAGAUUAAUGGUGUACGAGGUGGUGUAACUGGAGAGGUGUAUAGGGCAUUGCAUCGGUGGCGGGAGAAUAUAGCAAGGGAGGAGGAUGAAAGUACGAGAUAUGUUCUGCCAAAUCACCAACUUUUCACCGUAGCCGAGCGGUCACCUUCCAAUGCUGCCCAGCUCCUUGCGCUCUUCUCACACGCCAGCGUUCCGCCUGUCUUACGACGAAGAGCAGGCGAACUUGCAGAGGUCAUCAAGUCCACUGUGGAACGAGUGACAUCUUCAGGUGUUGUUGUUGAGGCCCCCAUGGUUACUACAGACGUCAAAAUAGUCAACUCGGCUGUCUCGAAUGAAGUUGUUGAUGAAGUAACUGCAAAUUCCAGACUGUGGGGGUCUGUGAAAGUUUCGUCUCCCUCAGUUGUUCAGCGCGCAUCAUCCUCGUCUCUUUUCGGCCCGCGGACCGCAGCGGCCGACGAAGGAAGUUCAUACUCGGCUUCGCGAAGUUCAUUAUUCGGCUCCUCAUUAACUUCUCACACGACGCCUCAAAGUUCAGCACCAAUUAUAUCGGCCAAUAGGAAGAAAUUUCAUGACCUCGUGACACGGAUACACCGGACCCUCGUCAUUGCACCCAACCAACCACAGAUUAUCAAAGUCGGUUCUCAGACAAUCUUCCAAUCCAGCACCUCCUCGGGCUCUAUCACAACACAACCAGCGACGCCCGUCUCUACCCUGGCUUCAGCAGAAGCGCCUGACGAAACCACUAUCCUUGGACAAGUAGAAAUCCCGUUCAUUCCUCCCGAUCAGCGACACCGUCUUGCCCCUGUUUCAGAUGAUACCAUUGUAGUCGUGGGUCAGGCCAGGCAGAAGAAGCGCAAACGGAUCAAGUCCACUGUUUUGGGCAAACCUCAAACUGGAGACCAGGACGACACGGGCGAGGACGAGGCAUUCGAUUAUGCGACAGUGCCGAACCUGCUCGAUGAUGUGCCACCAGCCCCUGAGGAGCUCGACACGAGGAAGAAAAAGAAGCAGAAAGCAAAGGGUACUGGAGUCGUAGAGUACGGCAAUUUUCGCGCACCACCGCGGGAUAUGCGCGAGGUUAAGAGUGGUAACAAAACUCAUACAUUUAGAUGACAAUUCAUCAGAAUAACGUUGUAUCUGUGCUUUCACAUCCUGGCAGGUGUUGUUUAUAUGCUAUGUCGCUCCUAUGUGCGAUCUCGACAACAUCA